Molecule: messenger RNA, 2456 nt
Organism: Saccostrea cuccullata (small rock oyster)
Lineage: Eukaryota; Metazoa; Mollusca; Bivalvia; Ostreida; Ostreidae
Exons: 5
Source: RefSeq, a predicted model, not a curated record
UAGGUUUAAGAAUAUGAAACUAAAAACAUGAAUAAUAUUUAUCUACAUCCUUUUCUUCCUAGAUGAACAAGACACUAAUGUUGAGACUGCUUCUCACUUUGACGAUGCUGAAAUAUCGGAGUCUGCUACACAGUCAUUGACACUUCAAAUAACAUAUUCUGGACCCUUAGAAGAAAUUGAUAAAAAGUUGAAGACAAAAAAUCUAGCUGAAUUAGAACUUAAGAAUCAAGAAUAUUUUAAACUUUUCCAAAUGAAAAAUACAGAAUCAGUAGACACGAAAUCCAUUGAAAAGAGAUUCAAGGAUGAAAUGACAGAGCUUCAAAAGACAGGGAUUCCUAGAUUGAGAGAACUUUAUGCUGCCUCCGAAAUACUGGAACGAGAAGUGGUACUUAUACUCCCUGAAUUAAAAAAAGUAUUACAUAUUUGGCCGAUGAUGAAAGAAAUAACUGAAGACAAUCCACUGCUGAUUGAAGUCCUCUAUGACGAAGAAAAGUGUACUCCAACCUUUCGAAAUCUGAAUGAACUUAGUGUUCCAGAAGAGGAAUGGAAAGAUUUUAAGGAUCUUAAUAAAAAUCACAAACGCUGUUUUGACAAGCGGUUCCAUAACGACUUUCAAGUUUUGAAAUCCGAAAAUUUUUAUCCUGAUUUGUCCUUUUUGAAAACUUGUGAUAGGUCGAAAUUUUCUGUUUUUGAGAUUCUAAGUUGUUUUGUAUAUGGUAAUCUUUCAUGCACUCAAUUAAUAGAAAAAUAUGUUUCUGAACACCAACAAGACGAAGUAUUAAGAACGAUAUAUGAAAAACUAGUCGAUUAUGAAACUUAUGUUGGCGAAGAUCAAUUAGAAAAAAUAAGAAAAUUACAAAAGGAAACCGAAAAAGAAGAGUUGUUGAAAAAAAUUGAAGCCAAAGCUUUAAAUGAUCAUUUAGCAAAGAGAAAAAUAACAUCAAAAGGAGAUCUUUUAUCGAUCGCAAGUAUAUUCAGCUUUGAUUUGUAUAUAUGCGCUGGUGAAAUGAAACAACUCAUUCGUCCGAUCUGUACACAAAUGAACCAGGUUUUCCAUGGAAAUUUAAUCCUAAAUUCGAUACCAGACUCAGAAAAUUUAUUUACAGUUGGUCCUUAUUCCUCACAAUCCUGUUUUUGUAAAAUGGCAACACCUGUUAUAAGAGGUGUUUUUUCAGACAUUCAGGAGGAAAUUGUACCAGAAAUAUACAGAAAAAUCAAUUCUUCCUUAAAAGUCUGUUGUAAGCCUAUAUGGACAAGAAAAAGCCAUACUCACCUUUCAUAUUUUCGUAAAUGGUACCAUCCGGAUAUAAUACAAAACAAUUUUCAAAGAAAGAUACAGUUUGUCAAUGUCGGACAUAAAAAUCAGACAGGGUUCGACAAAAAGUUGCUUGAUCUUCUUGAAGAGGAUGGUCGUACAUUGGAACAGGAGCAACACAGUAGUAUCUGCGAAUGCCUUGCAAAAGAAGUGUAUGGAACUACAACAGUUUCCAGUAUAAAGAAGAUCAGGGAUAUUCUAUGUGUAAAAGACAACGAAAAUGAUGAAACCAUUCUACAGAGAGCAGCAGAUAAUCUGAAGACUGAUAUCUAUGUGUUCAAAUAUUUUCUAGAACACAGUCGUUGGGUAUCUUUUCAUCCAAAAGAGAGAAGAACUCGAUGCCAUUUUUACAUCACGUUACUUCAAAUUGCUGAAAAGGAAAACCUCAAAUAUAAUAGGAUAAUACCUGAAAAUGGAUGUAACUGUGGUUAUCUACCACCAGAAAUUCCUUACUUCAUUACAAAGGAUAGUAAAAAAACUGAUUCUAUGACCAUCCCCAGAGCAGAACGACAUUCCCAUUUUGAAAGACUAACAAAAGUUGUAAAGACAGAUCAACUAGCAAGUUACUUUUGUGAUGAACACAGACGUGUUCCCUUAAUCAGUUUUACUUCAGAACAUGCCUUAGUUUUAUCACACCCUGAAAUGAAAGACAGAAUGAUAGACCAUUUGUCUGACAUUUCUUUUUCAAUCUGCAGGUGUAUCAGCCAGGAAAUAUUUGGAACAGAAGAAAAAUUUGAUUUAAUCUUACAAAAUCUUGUUUUAGAAAUAGAAAAAAAUAAACAUCUCUAUGUCCCCUCAUUAGAGAAAAUGCAACAAAAGACAACCAUUGAUAUCGAAAUGCUCGUAAACCUCCUUAAAGAUGGGGUAGAGUUCGAUAACAUCGAACUCUCUGCAGCUGCAAAUUAUUUCCAGUGGCCAAUUUAUAUAGUUAGUUUGGAGGAAUCUAAUGGAGAUUGUGCCGUUAAAUGGGAAACAUAUAUAUCAAAAACAAAACAAGGAUCAAUACUUUCAGAAGAAGAAGAAUAUUACAUGAUAUUCUUCAAAGCUGCCGCUGGUUACUAUAACAGGGUUACCUGCAAAGAUGCCAAAAAUGUUUGUAAUUGCUCUUUAAAUAAACCAAAUGAGAUGGUAGAAGCACGAG